ACUCGAAAAAAUUGGAGAACAUCUCAAUUCUCGAAUCGACGUUUUCCGUUUCAGAGCUGUUUGUUCUUCAUGGAGGUUGGUCCAUUUGGAGAAGAUAGUGAGGAUGUGAGGAUGAUGGAGAGGAUGAUGUAAAUGUUUAUGAUGAGGGGGUAGAGAGUGGGGAUGGUUUUACAGAAGAGGAGGAGGAUGAAAUGGGAGAAGGAGAUGAUGGAGGAAAUGGGGGGUCAGAUUAUGAGGAGGUACUUGGUGAAAACGAUGUUCAUGGUGAAGGGGCAGAGGGAGGAGCUUCUUCAUUCGUAACACCAAAGAAGGGUAGGGAAAUGGUGCAAACAGUUUUCGGUGUGGAAGAGGAAAUACCACCCCCAACUUUGGGCAUGGUAUUUGAUAAUUGGGAUGAGUUAGAUACUUAUUUCUGGAGCUAUGCUAGGCAAAAGGGGUUUGACAUAGUUAGGGCUGCUUCUGGAUGGGUGAAGGUAAAGGUGAAGAAGGAAUUAGGUAGUGGGAACUGUUGUAAGCAGCAGCGGAAUGCUAAGUGGACCUGUGAUUGCUAUGGAAGACCUUCUAGGAAGCGUAAAGUUGAUCCACUGAAGGAAGGCUUGAUUCAAGAUGAGGAGACAAUUACAUAUAGGAAAACCAAAAAGUGUGGAUGUCUUGUGGAGUUGUAUGCUAGUGUGAAUGCAGAAGGGAAUCGGGUUGUUCGUAGGCUAAAGUUGGAGCACACUGGUCACAAAGUUACACCGGGAAAGUCCAAGGAUGUUUCCAUGUACAAGAAGCACACUUUGGUUGUUAACAAUAAGCACUUGGUGAAACAGGUGGUUUCAGCGAAGAAGUCGAGGGUGAAGGUUUCCCAGUUGUACGGAUGUUUUGCUAGGGAACAGAAUGGGGUGGAUAAGAUGACAUUUACUCAAAAAGACUUGACGAAUGCAGUGGUUGAGGAGGAAAAAAAGAGACUGGAACUUACUGAGGGUGAUGCAAAUGGGAUGAUUGAGUACUUUAACAAAAUGAGUGCAGAAAAUCAAUUUUUUUUUUUCAUCUUUGUAGGUUUGGGAAGGAUGGUUCAUGACAGGAUGUUGUAUGGGUUGAUGCGAGGAGUAGAGCUGCGUAUGAGGAGUUUGGCGAUGUUGUAUGUUUUGAUAGUACUUACUUGACUAACAAAUUUCAUUUACCCUUUGCUGUAUUUCUUGGUGUGAACCACCACGAACAGAGUAUAUUGUUUGGUUGUGCAUUGAUCUCUCGAGAGACCGCAAAAACGUACGAGUGGGUGAUGAGGACAUGGCUGCAUUGUAUGGGCGGUAAAGCCCCUACAUCGAUUCUGACAGAUCAAGGUCUGGCAAUUAGGAAUGCUGUUCAUUCUACUAUGACCGACACUUGCCAUAGGUGGUGCAUAUGGCACAUCCUUCAGAAGUUUGGUAGGUAUGUGAAGCAUGAUGAGUACGAAGAUGUAAAGGAUGACUUUGAGAGCCUAAUAUACGGUUGUUUAGAUGCUGAUGAAUUUGAAGGUCGAUGGUGUGAUGCAGUUGAUCAUUACAAACUACAGGACAACAGUUGGCUAGAGGGUUAGUUUAUUACACUUCGUAAAGGUUUAUAAUUUAUGUUGUUUGAGUAAUCUUAUGAUUUUGUGUUCCCAUUUUUAGGGUCUGUGUAGUUGAUGAUCUUAAUAUUUGAGUAAGUGCUUGUUCUUGAUGAAAUAUAUGGAUUGGUGUGAGUAGUUUGGAUGGUCUGCUGUUGUGCAUUAUCGGCAGUAAGCACCAAAUGUUAAAUUUACGUAUCACUGAGAAGUAUAAUUGUACCAGUGGUAUUAUUUUUAUACCAUUAUGAAUAAU
This is a messenger RNA of Chenopodium quinoa (quinoa), 1823 nucleotides long. RefSeq lists its product as uncharacterized. The record is from RefSeq and is a predicted model, not a curated record. Bases 192 to 1148 code for a protein of 318 amino acids. The transcript is spliced from 2 exons. NCBI's taxonomy places the organism in Eukaryota, Viridiplantae, Streptophyta, Magnoliopsida, Caryophyllales, Amaranthaceae.